Messenger RNA from Lineus longissimus, 5461 nucleotides. Its product is annotated as exosome complex component 10-like. The transcript has 22 exons. Gene Ontology annotation, cellular component: nuclear exosome (RNase complex); nucleolus. Gene Ontology annotation, biological process: nuclear polyadenylation-dependent snRNA catabolic process; nuclear polyadenylation-dependent rRNA catabolic process; nuclear polyadenylation-dependent snoRNA catabolic process. Lineage: Eukaryota; Metazoa; Nemertea; Pilidiophora; Heteronemertea; Lineidae. The record is from RefSeq and is a predicted model, not a curated record. The coding region runs from base 12 to 2597 and encodes 861 amino acids. Gene Ontology annotation, molecular function: single-stranded RNA binding; 3'-5'-RNA exonuclease activity; nucleotide binding.
AUAGAGUCAACAUGGCGGACAGUGGGAACACGAGUUUCGAAAUUGACAAAAAUGAAGAGGAAAGUAAAAGCAGUGAAUUAAUUCCGGGAUUUAAAGAUGUGACCUCUUUCUCACAGGCAAUGUUAACGAGUGUGAUGGGUGCUAUCAAGUCCUCCAAUGAACUGCCAGCAGAGGGGGAUGAUUUUGAUUACUAUUCAAGCUUUGAAACGUUUCGUUCCUUGAUGAACAUUGAAGGACAGAGAAUUCUGCAACUGAUGCAGACUUUGAUGAAGCACGAAGGAGUAAAGGGUAAUCUCCACGCUGAUUCGCACCAUAUGGACGUUGAGGACCGCUUUGAUGUCCUUGUUGAUGCUAAUGACCAGUUGCUGGAAAGAGUUGGCAACCUCCUGGAUGAGGCCGCCGGCAUCAAGAAAGCAGAGACGUCACUGGUUGUUGCAUCCACUGCUCCAAAAUCAACAGCAACAAAUGCCAGCUGGAAUAAAAAGCCAACAACGCCAUCCACUGCCAAAAAGUCAAGCUACAGGCUUCUUGCUGCCAGGUUUGUGCAGAGGCCUCAGUUGAAGUUCAAGGAAAAGGUUGAUAACACAUCGAGACCAUUCUACCCGAAGUUAACAGUGAAGCCACAUGCGCUGAAAUCUUUAAACGAAAGUAUCCGAUUGAAUCUGCCUGACGAUGAUGAAGAGGAUGAGAAGAUAGUGUCUAAUGAUUACCCCCAUCCAUAUGAGUAUGAGAUCAACCAGCUAGAGUAUGACCCAUCCAAGCUAGAGAAACAGGUUCCAAAGGAGCCUCUGCCCAUAGAAGAAACACCAUUAACAUUUGUGGAUAAAUUACCUGAUUUGGAGAAGAUGAUUUCGGUGCUGAGAAAGGAACAAGAAAUUGCUGUGGAUUUGGAGCAUCAUUCCUACCGUUCCUACCUGGGUAUCACAUGCCUGAUACAGAUCUCGUCCAGGAGCCAAGAUUGGAUUGUUGAUGCCCUAGCUCUCAGGUCGGACAUUCAUCUGCUAAAUGAUGUGAUGACAGACCCGAACAUCAUCAAGGCACUCCAUGGUUCUGACAGUGAUGUGGAUUGGUUGCAACGUGACUUUGGUGUCUAUAUCGUCAACAUGUUUGAUACUGGCCAGGCUUCCAGGGUGCUGAACAUGUCUCGCUUCUCCCUUGCCCACUUGAUGAGUCAUUAUUGUCAGGUGACGGCGGAUAAACAGUAUCAGUUGGCUGACUGGAGAAUAAGACCCCUGCCCGAUGAGUUGAUCAAGUAUGCCCGCGAGGAUACUCAUUAUCUCCUCUACAUCUAUGACAAGAUGAAGAUUGAACUAAUCGAAAAAGGAAAUGCUCAGAAGAAUCUGCUGAUAUCAGUAUUUGACCGCAGCAAACAACUCUGUCUCAAGAAAUAUAAGAAGCCUGUUUGUGAUGAAGAGAGUCACUUGGGAUUAUAUUACAAGAGCCGGAAGGUGUUUAACUCCCAGCAGAUGUUUGCUCUGAAACAGCUGUUUGCCUGGCGAGAUAAGGUUGCUCGCGAUGAGGAUGAGAGUUUGGGCUAUGUCAUGCCAAACCACAUGCUGUUGCAUAUCUCGGAACUUCUGCCCAGGGAAUCACAGGGUGUUCUAGCGUGCUGUAAUCCUAUCCCACCUUUUGUACGGCAAUAUCUCAGUGAAAUCCACAACAUCAUCUUGGAGGCAAGAGACAAACAACUGAUAAAGCUUCUUGCUGAUAAUAAGCACAUGAGACCAAGUGUUCUUGAACAUCCCAAAUACAAUGCCAGCAGCCUGCUCAACUGUCCACAUGACCUGUCGCAUGCUACGCCUGAGGUUGGAGAAGACCAGAAGAACCAGGUCAAUCUAGAUACAUCAAUGAUUGCUACAAGUUCCUUACUGUUCAGCUCAAAGAUGGCAAUACAACCGGAAUCGGCACCUCCUGCAUUGACCUCGGAUGCAACAUUCUCAGGACAGAUAACGUCCAAGCUGAAGAAAGUGGAAUCCAUCCUGGCAACCUUGGUCUCUCCUUUUAACAGGGUUUCUAGUCCACAGCCUAAGGUGACUUGGCUGAAGAAACCAAAGUUAUUAGGAAAAAGAGUAUCUGAACCUCAGAAUACUUGGGCAAAGAGAGUUGAAGAGAUUAAGAACAAGUGGGGAGCCUUCCUCACGAUGGCUGCUGACAAAAGUGACCAAGAGAAGCAACCGACUGACCCAAGUGAUGUGAAGAUGGAGGAGGGUGAAAGUGUGGCAGAGAAGUUUUUUAAGACAAAAUCUGGUACAAAUGGCAAAGUGGGCCAGAAAAGGAAACAUGAGGAGUCUGAAGAGGAUGGCAGGGAUGUUGGCAGGAAGAAAGUCAUACAGGAGGAGGUGGGAGAGAGGUUGAAGGAAUUCAAAGCUUUCAAUUACAGUCAAUCAGACUUUAGAGUAUUUGAAGAUUCAGGAAAGGGUAGAGGAAAAGGGGAAGGAAAAGGAAAAGGAAAGAAUAAAGAUUUCAAUCCAAGUGGUGCUGUCCAUUUUAGGGCUCCUGCAAAGUCAAAGUCGGGGAAAAAUCUAUCAUCUGGGAAGAAGAGUUUACAGUUUUCAAGCAAACCAUCAAGUUCAAAGCAAAACUGGCCAAAACGAUGAAAGAAAUCUACACAGUAAAAUCUUACUGUCAUACCUUCAUGCUGUAAACCAGUUAAUUUGGGACAGAAUUCCUCAAAACUAAAGUAGGCAGAGGUCAUCAUUUUUUGGGCUUUGUCUUUUAAGUGGGACGAUAGGCAGGACCUAGAGGUCAAAUUGGUGGUCAUGUUUGAUUCAACGAUAAAGACAUUCCUCGUACAAGACAUGAAUGAUGUACUGUUUGAUAUACUUUGUGAUAGGAGAGACCCCUCUUGGCAAUAUUAUGUAACUUAAUCUGAGCUACCUUGCUCUUUGCUAUAAGUUGCGGUUCCACUACAGGAAAGUGCGGACUACAUCCGAAUUAGUUGUGAUUCCAUUACAGCUAGUCCGGACUAAACAAGUCCGGCUCUCACUAAGAGCGGUCUUAUUAAGUGCGGAUAGGACAAGCGGAUUUAAGCCGAACUUAGAUCUAAAGCAGAAAUUACCUGUAAUGGAACCGCAUUAGUCCGGAUUAAGAUCAAGUUACUAAGUACGGCUACAGGUGGCGUGUCAAUGUGAACGUAUUGCGCAUGAGCGGAAGUGUUGGUUCUGUCAAAACAACACGCGGUAUUUCUGUCAACAGGUCAACUCUGAUUCGUUCUCAUUUCUCAUUUCAUUAUUCAAUUCUUAAUUUAAGUAAAUUCUAGUGCUUUAUCCUAACUAUGGCUCGCUUUUCAUGUUUCCUUACCUCCAGUUUUGAAGAGUUUAGCCAAACGCGCAUAGAGUGGCGCCGCCUGUAGCCGUACCUGUUAACUUACCAAUCCUGUAGUCGAACUGCACCACAUUCAUGAACAUGGAAGCACAGGUGAAUGCUGUCUGCAGAUCAGCCUACGCCCAACUGAGGAAUGUUGGACUUAUCCGGCAGUAUCUCAGCGCUUCUGCAGCCCGCUCGCUAGUGUGCGGCCUAGUCACAUCACGGCUGGACUACUGUAAUUCACUGCUCUAUGGCAUUUUAAAAGACCUUAUGAACAAGUUGCAGAGGGUGCAGAACGUGGCGGCCCGCAUCAUCACGCGCACCAAGCGUCGAGACCACAUCUCCCCUGUACUACGCGAGCUCCACUGGUUGCCAGUUGAGCAGAGGGUGAACUAUAAAAUCCUCAUGCACGUUUUCAAGUGUGUGCAUGGAACAGCCCCGGGUUACCUGUCAAGCCUAGUUAAUAUCUACAGGCCAGGCAGAGACCUUCGGUCAGCUGAUGACAACAGACUGGAAGUUCCAAGGGCCCGGAGCAAAUAUGGAGAGCGUUGCUUCUCUUUCUCCGCUGCUGUUCUGUGGAAUGCGCUCCCUUUUGAGGUCAGGCAAGCAAGGAGCCUUGCAUCAUUUCAGACGAUGCUAAAGACUCAUCUUUUUCGACAAUGUAAUUAAUAUUGUAAAAGCGCCUUUGAACGGAUAAUAAUCUGAAAAGGGCGCUUAAAUUUAAAUAUGGUAUAUACAUACAUACAUACAUACAUUCGUUAGUCCGGACUAAGCUAAGUUCGGACCUGAUGCGGAUGCGAUAGAAACGGAUCUAAACCCUGUAGUGGAACCAAGACUAUAGUCUCCCUUCAAGGUGACUGUCAAGAUCUGAGUUUGCAAAUACUGAUUGAGUCUUUGCAAUAGAAAUUUUUUUUUUUAAAUGAUGGCAAUUUUUGGUUUAUUAGAACCCCAAAUUGGGACGGUCAGAAAUCAUUCACUUAUGUUUUUCUGCCGCUGCUGCAUCAAACUUGACUUGUCGUAGAGAAAUGUACCCUAUGAAAACACUCAAGGUAUCAUUGGAAAGCUUGGGACAAUGCUGCAAUCUCUGAAAAUUAUUUCAAGCUAAUAAGCAUAUAUCGGGGAUCUAAAAAAACAUCCUGUUUUAAAAGUUUGACUUCGCAGUCAGUUUGAAAUUCGACCCUGAUCUAGCUUCGGAUAUCAUAAGUAAGCAAUCAAAAUUUCAAUUUGCUAGGCCCUAUAUCACUGAUGUGGUACUUUCGUAAAAAAUGCAAGUCUAAAAAUCCUAUAUCAGUGGAUUGGAAAACUGCCUUAUUUGAGCAGGAGCUCAAUGUGACCCCCUUCUUCCUCAACUACAACACGCAGACGUUUUUUCCAGGUUUAAGUGCUUCUUCUUACUUCAUCCAGAAAACUUUGAAACUUUGUGCCAACUCCCCUCAAUUUUUUCGUUUUAAAUUCAUUUUCUCAGGCCAUGAAAAUGCACCGUUUUAUUUCCUGUUUCGAAAUCCGUCGUAGAUCAAAUAUCUAGAUUCGUCCUGAUGAACAUGUGAACAAUGGGGCCUGCAUUGGGCUACCAUUCAGUUAGUGCGUAUUGAGUGUGGCGUAUUUUAAACCGAUUUCAAUGCGCAUUCGUUCCAGUGUGGGGCAACCAUUUUGAAACCAGUUUAGGGGCCAUUCAUUUUGUACAGACGCACGAAAAGCCAGAUUUUUGGACCCUCGCCCCUGUACGCGUGCUGUACGUUUCAGUAAAACCCCCCUUAAGUAUGUACGCACUGCGAAUCCUGCCAGUGUGGUAUUAGGACUUAUGCUUCAGUAUUACCUUUAUAAUGUAUAUUGUCUGAUGUGCCAGAGUGUCGACCGACGUCUAUUGUCGAUAUUAAACAGCUUGUUCUGAUGUAUUAAAUGAGAGUAAAUUCAGAAAUUUGAAAAAUGGCCAUCUAUUGAGGAAACAUUGUGCACAAACCACAACAAAAAAAAAGUCAUGAUGAAGCCAUCUUUAUCAAACCAUAAAAAACUUGAGAGGAAACAUGGUAUACAUGCACAUGACACUCAUAAGCGAGAAAAAAAGCUGGUUCACUAUGCAAAUGGUGCACUUGUAAAUAUGCCCCUAUGAUAUUGCUUUGUAUCGUGCUUGGAAGAUUAAAUGUCUUGAUCCAAA